GGAGACUGGAGUAUGCGAGUGGCGGUGCGUGAGGCAGGUUGUGGUGUGCGGGAUGUGCCUAAGGAGUCAUUAAGCCCACAGUUCCCUCGCGAGGAGCCAAAGACUUGCACAGUAGCCACAAAGUGAAGGUCGUGUGGGUAGUGGCGAGUGGCAGAGUCGUGGUGCAGUGGUGGGCGCGGCGUGUGGUGGGCGCGGCGAGAGUGGCGGCGGCCUGGCAGAUGGCGGCGCCUCCUGGCCUCUAUUGAUAUACCACGCCGCCACCCUCAGACCACAGCAUGAGUGGAGAAGGAGGGGAGGAAGACAAUGUGGUGACCACAGAGACCACGUCCCCUGCUUCUGUUAGUGCGUCCACCACCACCACCACCAUCACUACGGUCAUCAACAACACCUUCAGCACUGCUGGCACCACACAGGCCCCAGACACCUCACAGCCAACACUUCCCCUACAUUCAUCCACACCCACAACCACGGCCCCUACCUCUCUUGGUGAGGUUGUGUCCUUGUCAUCCAACACAACAUCAGCACCAUCAACACCAUCAAUAACCACCACUACCACAACCACCACCACACUUUUGCCAGCACCUGUCACUCUUGUCUCAUCGUCAUUCACGUCAACAACCACAUCCACGUGUCUUACAACAACACCAACACCAAUAGCAAUAUGUAAGAGUAAAUCUGAAGAGGAAGAGGCAGAAGAAGAGGAAGGCACAGCUGAUGAACCCUGCACUUCAUUGGAAAAGGUUCACAUUUCUUCAGAGCAACUCUCAGCUAUCUCAAAGGAAGAGUUAGCAGAAAAGUGGUUGCUGCAAGAAAAAUUCAUUGAAAGUUUACAAAGCAGAAUAGAUGCCCUGGAAAGAGAAGUGGAGGAGCUGCGCGGCACCCGGGAGAAUGAGGAGCGGCUGAAGGGGCAGCUGGCAGAGCUGCAGCGCAAAGAACAGUACCACAUCAUGAGGCUUUCCUGUAAGGAGCAUGAACUUCAAGAAAUGGGGGCACAAGUGCAGGAGCUUAAGAACAUGUCUGCUGGAGUUGGGGGCCUUAAGCACUGCCUGCUGGAUCCUGCUGUCAACCUUCUCUUUGAGAGACUCAAACGAGACCUGGACUCUGCACGCGCCAAGAUGGAGGAGACCCAGAGUGAACUGUCAGCCUGGAAGUUCACUCCCGAUAGUAACACCGGGAAGCAGCUGAUGGCCAAAUGUCGCCUCCUCAUCAAGGAGAAUGAGGAGCUUGGUCGCAUGAUCACCUCAGGACGGCUGGCAAAGCUGGAAGGUGAUCUGGCGCUGCAAAGGAAUUUUAGUGAGGAACUAAAAAAAUCUCAGUCAGAACUCGAUGAAUUUCUGCUGGAGAUGGACGAAGACACUGAGGGUAUGCAAGGGACCAUUUACUACCUCCAACAACAGUUAAGGCAAGCUAAGGAGCGUAUAACUCAACUGAAUUCCCAGUUAGCAUUGACUCAAACCCCUGACACUCAGUCUACUGAUGAGGGGAGUGCACCUGUGGUUAUGGAGGCAGGAAGUGAAUUAAACAAUGAGGCAGAACGGACAGAGGAAAGAACAUUGGUGCCACAACCCAAUGGUGAUGCUCCCCAUGAUGAGCCUCAGACAAAUGAUGAAUCAUCAGCUGUGGACACAACUGGAGUUAAUCCACUAACUAAUGGGCGAAAACGGACGCAGAGUGAAAUUGAUGAUGGCUCAGAAUUAGCUGAUAGUCAGGAUGCCAGAGAAGACAAUGUUGUUGAGGUUGAGGGAUUGCCUCCUCAAAAACGGACAAGAACUGACGGUGGAGAAGGUGAGGGAGAGGAGGGCAUCUUACCACUAAUGGAAAAUGGUGUGAUGGAGUCAGAGUAGGGUUUUCAGGGUUUAAGACAGGGAUAAGUCCCAACCAGACCUCUCACUCUGACCCUUCCUGUGGCGAGUUUUGUUGGCCCACUCCUGUCUGCUUCUCCGGCCCAGCAGUCUCUUUGCACUACCGUAACUGUCCAAAUUUUGUAUAGACAAGAUAUCAUUUUUGUAUAGCUGUUUAAAACUCAGUGGUGACAACACUUACAGACCUUGCUUGACUGGCUGGAGUUGGCUGGCUACCUUUAUAAGUCCAUGAUGUCACAAAGGUACCCCAACCUCCAUGCCCAGAAAAUGGCCAUUCUCCAGACACUAUUGAUGUGGACUCAACUGGCACAUAGCAUUUCCAGUUCUGCAGUGCUGUGUAAGUGUUCAUGUCCUGAAGUUUUAAGAUUUUAUUAUAACCUUGGAAACUUUUAUUUAUCAGUUCAGUAUUGAGCUUUUGUAUAGUGAAUUCAAAGUUUGACAUUUAUUGGUUAAUAUUUUAAAUUCAUGCAUUUUCAGGAUUUUGUUGUUGACUCUUAAGUCUGGCAUGUAUUUUUAAAAUAUACUUUUAUAGAAAAACAGAGGACAUUGUUUAUAUUUAAUUUGUGCAAUUGAAUAGUGAAUAGAAAAGUCUUUGUACAGACAGCAUCACCACUGGAAGUGUAUUUUUGCUUAUGCUUGGAUCUCUUCAUCUCUAGCUCAUGCCUAUCAUUGUUUUAUUUUUUUUUUUUUCUACAUUUUUUAUUUGUUUGAUUUUUUAUUAUAUGCAAGUGCAUUACUUAAAUGAAUUGAUUUGUUUCAUUGCAAUUUCAUGGUAAGUGAUCAUAACACUUAUUUUGGUCUUAAAAUGUUCUGUUCUGUCAUCUCUAAUGCAAAACUUCUAUUAAACAUAAAUGCAAAUUUUGAAAUUGGAUUCCAUUUACUAAUUUUAAUGCUUUUUCUAAAAACCAAGUCAUGCAAGGCUGUCCAUGUUGCAUAUAACUCCAUCUGCACUGUGUUGGUUGAAUGUGUAAGAACUGUAAAUAGCAGGGUGCGGCAUGUGAAGCCGUGUGUUCCCCUUGUCAUCAUCAGGGCUGCUUCAUUCUGUAGGGUGUCAGGCUCAUGGUUCUUGAUGUUGAAAAUUGUCACUUGGUACUGAAUUCACAGGUGUUGGAAAAUUCUUCAUUUUUAGUAUAUAUGUGUGCAAUUUUUGGAAAAAUGUGAUUGUUUACUUAUUUGUAGCUGUAACAUGUGACACUCAAGGUUCUCAAGUUUCUAGAGCAUUUUUGUUUUUAUUUACAAAUAGAAAUAGUAUUAGCAACAUACAUCAAUUUCAACUUCAAGAUUUACAACUUGAAGACUGUGUGUAUAUGAAGCAAAAGUUGUAGCUAGGUGUUUUGAAAUAAUUUUUUGUCCAGAGAAUAGCCUUGACUGUAAUAUAAUUGAGGUCAGCUCACGUGGAGGAGAACGUACCACCAUCUAUAGAAUACAAAAUCUUGACAUUGCUAGUCUUCAUUUGGACUAGAGCAAAUUGACCUGAUCCACAUUUUAAGAGUACAAUAUAAUCUAACUUUUCAGUAUACAUACUGCAAACAUUUAAUUACUGAAAACUUAUGGCUGUGAAAAAAUGAAUGAGUGCAUGGAAAGACAUACACCAUAUAUUUGUCAUUUUGCCUCUUCCAAUUUUAAGUCAACCAUAGGUAUUACAGUUUAUUUUGCCAAUGAAUACAGAAUUGCAAGUAC
This is a messenger RNA of Scylla paramamosain (green mud crab), 3542 nucleotides long. RefSeq names its product pre-mRNA-splicing regulator WTAP-like. Gene Ontology annotation, cellular component: nucleus. The transcript is spliced from 6 exons. The record is from RefSeq and is a predicted model, not a curated record. Gene Ontology annotation, biological process: regulation of alternative mRNA splicing, via spliceosome. NCBI's taxonomy places the organism in Eukaryota, Metazoa, Arthropoda, Malacostraca, Decapoda, Portunidae. Bases 276 to 1844 code for a protein of 522 amino acids.